GGUAUGACACCUCUACCUCUCCAGUUGGAUAAACGAAACUGAUACUGUCACAUGUGAAGUGAAGUGACAUUUCAAGAAACAUUCGCACGUCAAAUCUUUUUGUUUCGGCCAUUUUCGCCGAAAGUUUGGUAUACGAUUUAGGUCACGUAUCUUUUCGUGGCCUUUAAAUCGCUGAAUUAAUAACUGUUCAAGAUGGUGCAGAAGAAGCCUAAGAAGAAGGUAGGGAAGAAAGUAGCCGCCGCCCCAUUGGUGGUCAAAAAGGUUGAGCCCAAGAAGAUCGUGAAUCCUCUCUUCGAGAAGAGGCCAAAGAACUUUGCUAUUGGUCAGGGCAUUCAGCCAACUCGUGACUUGUCCAGAUUUGUAAGAUGGCCCAAGUAUAUCCGCAUCCAGCGCCAGAAGGCUGUACUUCAGCGUCGUCUGAAAGUGCCCCCUCCGAUCAACCAAUUUACCCAGACACUGGACAAGACUACAGCUAAGGGCCUUUUCAAGAUUUUGGAGAAAUACAGGCCUGAGACUGAAGCAGCCAGGAAAGAGAGGCUGAGGAAAGCUGCUGAAGCUAAGGUUGCCAAGAAAGAUGAGCCUCCACCAAAGAGGCCCAACACCAUCCGAUCCGGCACAAACACAGUCACCAAGCUGGUCGAGAAGAAGAAGGCGCAGCUUGUGGUCAUCGCUCAUGAUGUUGAUCCUAUUGAGCUGGUUCUCUUCCUGCCAGCGUUAUGCCGUAAAAUGGGUGUACCAUACUGCAUUGUCAAGGGCAAGUCCCGCCUCGGUGCACUUGUACACCGCAAGACAUGCACAUGCUUAGCUCUAACAAAUGUAAGUCAAAUAAUUAUUUCAAAAACAACUGCCAUAAUUGAAACUGUUGUUUUAGAAUUAGUUCUGUGGGAAAUGUUUUGAAAAUGCUUAUCUGCUUCACAGUAAAGCAACCUUCACGUUCAUAUCAAUAAAAAUAAAAAAAACCUGGUGUGUUGCUGUUUAUCCAUUUAAGCAAUUUAAAAAAAAUUAUAAUGAUUUUUUAAAAGACUCACUUUCACAACCAUUAGAUGGAAAGGAAUCAAGAAAGCUAGCAGAUAGGUUGAAAAUAAGUGAAAGAACUUUGUUUUAUUAAUAUGCUUUUAUUAGCUUCAGACGUAUUUAUGUAAUGGAAUCUUUGAACAUGAUUUUACACUUUUUAAUUCUAAUUUAUAAAAAAAUAUUUUCUAUUUUUUAGUGGGUUUUCUAUAAAAGCGUAUUUUGUUAGUUUUUUUACCAUUUUUUUAAUUUACGUUUAGAAGUGUUUCCUUGAUAUCACUAGACUAGACUAGAUUCUAAUAUAGCUAUAGUGUUAUAGGGUUAUAGGUAAUAUAGGGUAUAAAAAUGUGUUAUUAGUGUUGAGUUAUAAAUAUUUGUCAUGUUGAAUCUGGGUGGGCAACUUAGACAAAUUAACUGAUUUCUCUAUGAAUACAUAUUAAUGGCAUAUAAUGAUGAUUUAUUUGCUAUCUGAGAGCCAUGAUGUCAAUCCAUCUACCACCAAUAGAUUUUUCUGAAUAUGCCUUAGCCGUUAGCCACAAGGUAUUCACUCUUCAACUUAUACACUGUAUACUGAUAUGUGGAUUUUCGUUUAGGUGGAGUCUGGUGACCGCGCCUCCUUCUCGAAGGUCGUGGAAGCCAUCAAGACGAACUUCAACGAGCGCUACGAGGAGCUCCGCAAGCACUGGGGCGGCGGCGUCCUCGGCAACAAGUCCAACGCCCGCAUCGCUAAACUAGAGAAAGCUAAGGCGCGCGAGUUAGCGCAGAAACAGGGCUGAGCUGAAUAAAGUUUAAGAUUUAAAA
Molecule: messenger RNA, 1812 nt
Organism: Bombyx mori (domestic silkworm)
Lineage: Eukaryota; Metazoa; Arthropoda; Insecta; Lepidoptera; Bombycidae
Gene: RpL7A
Product: ribosomal protein L7A
Exons: 7
Coding region: 193-897 (234 amino acids)
Biological process (GO): ribosome biogenesis; maturation of LSU-rRNA
Cellular component (GO): cytosolic large ribosomal subunit
Molecular function (GO): RNA binding
Source: RefSeq, a predicted model, not a curated record